UAUUGUAGAAGGCCCAUUAAAGUCUAUAGUUCUAUAUGGUCUAUUUCUAGUCACUAGCUGUAAAUUCACUAGCAAUUCACUAACUGAGGUUCGAUUCAACAUGAACCAAUCGUGUGUCAUUAGUUUGAAUCAGUCGUUAUUUUUCGUCGGUGUGGAACGUGUAAACUUGUGUUGUAUCAUGGAAAAAUGCUGAUUACAGGUUUAUUAAAAUGACAGAAAAUGAAACAAAACAAGCUUGCUUGAAGUUUUUAAAAAAUCUUAAAACAAAAGAUGUGUUUGCUGAUUUUGACACAUGUCUUACUAUAUUACAAGAAGAAGCUACUACAAAAGGAUUAGACGAUGAUGUUCUUGAUCAUCUUGUAGACGCUAUUAUACAUAAAAAUUUAGGUGCAUUUAGAUGGAUCUCUUUAAUAAAGUGCUUAAUUCCAAAGUACAAGCUACCUGAGAAAGUAGCAAAAUCUAUAAUCACUUGGUGUCUUUCUUCCCUAAAUGAGAUACCAAUUUCUGUUUCUACACUUGUUAUACAAUGGACCAUAGGUUUGUGGGAUUAUGAAUUAAUAGAUAGAAAAGUAAUCAACAUAUACUACGAUGUUUUUUUUUACACAAUGCUUAAGAAACAAAGACUGGAACGUCAUAUAGCACGUCUCAUCUAUGUAUUAACAAAACCAGAGGAUGUUUCUCGGAGAGAUGUCUCAAGAUUAUUAAUUCUUCAAAGAAGUUAUUCUAAACCUGCUAAACAUAUUACUGCAUUACUUUCCUUAUUUAAAUCAUAUAAACCGGAAUUGGUACCUGAGAAAAUAGAGUCGAUGAAUAUAGAAAGUGUGUGGAAACCAUUACCUGAGAACAUACGAUUGUCAUUGGAAGAUGCUAGAGAUCGUGCGGAAAUCCAACAAUCACGUCAGAGCAAUAAAAUUCAUUUUGAUUGGAACAUAAUGCAGGAUAGAAAAAGUAAGAAGAAAAAAGUGCUCUUACCCUCUGUUGGAUAUUUUCACAUUGGUUCAAGUAUUUUCAAAGACAAAGAUGCAAAGUCAAUUUUUGACAUAAGCAGCAUAGAAGAAUUAGGAAAAUACCAUCAGAGUAUCGAAUUACCUUGUAAUGCUAUUUCCCUCUUAUCAAACAUGGCUGGUUACCAUCUUCUUACAUAUGCAGACCUUCAGUAUCAAAGUAGAUUCUCAUAUAAUCUUUAUAACACACUUACAAGAGCAUUUAUAUUGGAAAAUGGAAAGUUUUCCGAUGAAGAAAUGGAUAAAUUACUUACCAUGACUGCUGAGUUUUCUCGAUAUAUGCAAGAGGGAAUACUUGUAAUUAAACUAUUCUUUGCUGAAUAUUUCUAUUUUAAUUCAGGAGAAUAUCUGUUGAAAUUACUGGAUUUGUUGCAAUGGAUGACUAACGUAUCCACUGUUGAGUUGCGAGAGAAUAUCCUGAUACACGUGCAAAAUGUAUUUUACGAAUCAGAUUUAGCUAUGAAAUGCGAAAUUAUUAAGUCUUUGCGGAAGUUAAUUACAAAUUUGUACGUAAGACAAGGUCUCGAGGAACGAAUCACAUCAUCUUUUUUACAACAAGAUCCACUAGAGGAUUUAGCAGAUGUUAUGCCUGUGAUUACAACAAUUUCAAAAAAUCUCAUCAUCAAUGGACUGAAUACGCACAAUUACAACGUCUUGUUAUUAUCGGAAACUUUAACAUUUUAUGAAGAGAUUUGUACAUUGGAAAGUCGCAGUCGAAUACCAUCUUGGACACUGCCACCGCCAGCGGUUAUUUAUGGAACGUUUGUUACAAAGAGCUGCGCUUUUUUGUCGAGACUUUGCAGAUUGUUAUUAAGAUAUCGUGAAAUGAGCCGACGGCUGCGUCAUAUGAUGCCAUCGGAUAUGUAUGAAGAAAAGAUUCAUGUUAUAACUAUAUAUGCAAAUGAUAUUUAUAAAGCGUUAUGGAGUAACGAGCCUUUCAGUGCUCGUAAGACUGGUGACUUUCUGAAAGAUCUUUCGAAAAAAGUAAUUGAUGAUUUAGGAGAUUGCGACUUGGACUCUUUAUUGAGCAUUAGCAAUCAUUAUGCCAUAUUACCGUACAAGUAUACAUUAAAUAAAAUGGGUUUGGAUAUAAACACGAAAGAGGAUACUAUGGCUAUGGCCUUAUAUUAUUUUUCCGCAGUAAAUGAGUUUCUUGCCGCAUUUCACGACUGACAUCUUAAUGUUGUAUAUAUACGUACAUGCAUACGUUUACACAUUUAUACACACAAUUGAAUAAACAUAAACAAAUUUCUGACGCUGAUUGAAGAAGAGUGUGCUAUUUACAUUCAAAUAGAUCCAAUAUAUAACCGAUUUUAGUAUUGUUAAACAAAUGUAUGAGAUUAAAUUUUUUAAAUAAAUAUUGAUUUUGCACAUACAUUUAUCUUAUUACGUUAUUUUCGUAAAUUACACCAAACAUAAAUAUACCAAUUUUGAAGAAAUCUUUUUUUGUAUAUUGAUAAAAUCAUUGUUAUAGUUGUAUGUGUUUAAUAUAUGUUUGACAAAAAUUUAUAAAAUGAGCUGCACUCUUCCUUCUAUAUAAAGAAAAUUUAUCAAUUCAAUGUAAUGUAAAUAAAAACCAAAUACAUAUGUUAUUUUCCAUGUAAGAAUAAUUUAUAUUAUUACAUUGGAGUCCUUCAAUUAUUAUUCUAAAUGAGACAGAUAUUCAACUUAUGUCAACAAUCAGACAAAAAUGAACGCCUAUAAUACUUAAUUUAAAGCUACAGGUUUUUUAUAUUGUAUAAUCUACCCAUAACGAAAUCUUACGCACUAUCAAAAAUAUUAAAAACUAACGUUUCAGUUUUAUUUAGUUCAACAUUAGCUAUUUCACAAGUACAAAUUUAAUAGGUCAUGUAUUUGUCCGCUUUAUCAUGUGAUAUUUUGAUUAGAGUUGAGAUUGUAAUAUAUGUUAAAUUCACAGGAGAUACACAAAAAACGUUAUAAAGGAACUAAAAAUAAUAAAUGUAGAACUUAUAUGAGUUGCCUAACAAAGUAUUACACAUUGAAAUGUAUCAAUAAUUUAGAAAUGAACACAAAAGAAAAUAAACUAGAUUAGAAAACCGAAAGCGUAACCACUCUAUAAGUGUUAACCGUAUAAAUGUUAACAAAUGUAAACAUCGCAAAUAAAGAUUUAUUUGCAAUGUCUGUGAAAACCUUUGAUUUCAUGAAAACACGAUGGGGGGGGGGGGUUUAGUAUCUCCUCGAAUGAAUGAAGCGGGUGAAUAAAUAUUACGAGCAGAGAAAA
Messenger RNA from Harpegnathos saltator (Jerdon's jumping ant), 3246 nucleotides. RefSeq names its product centromere protein I. Lineage: Eukaryota; Metazoa; Arthropoda; Insecta; Hymenoptera; Formicidae. Gene Ontology annotation, biological process: CENP-A containing chromatin assembly; mitotic sister chromatid segregation. Bases 210 to 2177 code for a protein of 655 amino acids. Gene Ontology annotation, cellular component: inner kinetochore; kinetochore. The record is from RefSeq and is a predicted model, not a curated record. The transcript is spliced from 16 exons.